Messenger RNA from Paramuricea clavata, 781 nucleotides. Lineage: Eukaryota; Metazoa; Cnidaria; Anthozoa; Malacalcyonacea; Plexauridae. The record is from the annotation of a GenBank genome assembly.
AUGUCAAGGUUAGGCUCAUGGGCAGACCAUAUUAUCAUACAGGCAGUUGCGAAUGCAAAUAAUUUAAGAAUUCACAUCACAGAAAGUGCACAAAAUUUUACUGAAACUACAGUUGUAACCUCUAUUUAUGCUCAGGGAAAUGUAAGAGAUAUUUAUAUCGGACAUCUUGACGAACUGCAUUAUGUUGCUACAACGCCAGUUGAACAAUCUGCUUCUGAACAAAUUGGAAAUCAGACCGCAACUGGUAAGCAAAAACCAAACCCACAAAAUUCGCAAUCCAGUAGUAAUAAAAACUCUGUCUCGAAAAGAAAAGAAUAUAUGAAGGAAUACAUGAAAAAAAGAAGGUCGAACAACGAAUUUAAAAAAAAAGAAAGCGAGAGAAAUAAGUCGUAUAAUAAGAAAUACAAAAACUUGAAUUUUGAGAAAAUUAAGGAAUCUUGGAAAAAAGCCAGUACAACAUACAGACAAUCAAAUCCUGAAAAAGUAAAAGAUAGUUUUAAGACAGCCACUGCAACAUACAGACAAUCAAAUCCUGAAAAAGUAAAAGAGAAUUUUAAGACAGCCACUGCAACAUACAGACAAUCAAAUCCUGAAAAAGUAAAAGAGAAUUUUAAGACAGCCACUGCAACAUACAGACAAUCAAAUCCUGAAAAAGUAAAAGAGACUUUUAAGACAGCCACUGCAACAUACAGACAAUCAAAUCCUGAAAAAGUAAAAGAGAGUUUUAAGAUAGCCAAUGCAACAUACAGACAAUCAAAUCCUGAAAAAGUAAAAGAGAUUU